AAAAUCAUGCUUAUAAAAACCCUCUAGUAUGCCAACGACAUUAGAAAAGGGAAACCAACCAACAUGCCGAAAGUUUUAUUCAAUAGUUUGUUUCUUCCUUUUAUUAUCUUAUUAAUUUUCAAAGAGAUUCAAUGUACUCAAACAAAUCAGACGACAGAGCCACCGUUAAGAACUGCAAGGGAUACAAAUAGACCAGUAGUAUUAUCAACACCAGAACAAUGUUAUCGUCCUUGCGAUGGAGCACAACCACUUUAUUGUUAUUAUCAUUUCAGAUUGGAAUAUUACACAACAAUGGCAACUCCUUGUAAUGUCUGUCGAACGAAUAGUUUUGAAAGAUCAAAAAAUCAAUCGACUUGUGAGUGCAUCGUGGGAGAUGGCUUCGAGAAAACUAUUUUUUCUAUCAAUCGUCAAUUUCCUGGACCAUACAUACAGGUCUGUCAGCACGACAAGAUCAUAGUUGAUGUAGAAAAUGCUGCAGAGGGUACAGAUACCACGAUCCAUUGGCAUGGAAUUUUCCAAAAUUCUUAUCAAUAUUAUGAUGGAGUACCUCACAUAACUCAGUGUCCAAUUACAGCACCUAAUACGUUUAGAUAUCAAUUUGCUGUGGAUAAUGCUGGAACACAUUUUUAUCAUUCUCAUUCCGCGUUACUUCUAUUGGAUGGACAACAGGGACCUCUGAUAGUACGUUCGCCUAAAAGUCAGGAUCCUAAUGGACAUUUGUAUGACGAAGAUAUAUUUGAUCAUGUGAUCUUCUUGAGCGAUUGGAUGCAUCAAUUAGCUAUAGAACGUUUACCUGGAAAAUUUGCUAUGAAACCUGGUCAAACUCCUGAUAAUUUUCUUAUCAAUGGUCUAGGAGAUUAUACGGAUCCAAACACAGGACAAAGAACUAAUGUACAAUUGGCAUACUUCAAUGUAACUGCUGGUAGAAGAUACAGAUUCCGAAUGAUUAAUUCAUUCGGUACAGUUUGUCCGACUGAAUUCUUGAUCGAGAAGCAUAAGUUAACUGUAAUUGCAUCGGAUGGUGAAGAUUUGGAACCAGUUGUAGUGGAUAAAAUAGUUAGUGUUACAGGUGAACGUUAUGACUUUAUUCUGAAUGCUAAUCAAGGUAGUGGUUCAUAUUGGAUUCAAUUACGAGGUUUAGGCGAGUGUAUGGGAUUAAAAAUAGUUCAAUUUGCUGUACUCGUUUAUGGUAACAAAGCGAUCCUGCCAAGGACAUCUAGACCUACUUAUGAUAAUCCUAUAAAAGGGGUUGUUGAAUUGAAUUCAUUGAGUGGAGCAGAUUGUGGUAGUACUAGGUUAACGAAUAAUAUUUGUAUAAAUCAAUUAAAAUAUGCGGGAAAUACACCACAAGAGGAACAAAAAACAUAUCCAGAUCUUCGUUUAUACGUACCUUUCUCUUUCUUCACGUAUGACAAAAAGAUGUUUACUGUUAACUCUGCAAAUCCCUUCUUUAUUGCCGUUGAUAGAUCUUUAAUAACAAGUUUGGUCACCAAUAUCAGUUACACCGAACCAGAAUCACCUCCAAUAUCGCAAUAUGAAGGUUACGAACAGCUUUGUACUGCCGAUGAAGUAUCCACUUGUACGAAGCCAUGCUUUUGUACACAUGUUAUUAAUGUACCGAAGCAAACACUGAUUGAAAUUUUACUCUGCGAUGAAGGACCAUUCGAGUACCUAUAUCAUCCUUUCCAUCUACACGGUUAUAGUUUCGAAGUGAUGGCAAUAAAAGAGUUUAAUCGUACAACACCGACAGCAAAUGAACGUUACCAAUUUCUUCGAGAUUAUGACAGAGGUUUACAAGAUGGUAAAUACAUACGACAACCAAGAAAAGAUACUAUUAAGGUACCAGAAGGAGGUUGUGUGAUAUUACGUUUUUAUACUAAUAAUCCAGGAUGGUGGCUGUUCCAUUGUCAUUUCUUAUGGCAUACAGUAUCUGGUAUGGAUGUAGUUAUUCAUGUAGGUGAUGAUCAAGAUAUGCCACCAGUACCAAAUGGAUUCCCAGUAUGUGGUAAUUUCAAACCAUCUGUAUAUAUUUAAAAUAUAUAACUAAAAUAUAUCAUAUAUAUAUGUAUAUACGUGUAUAUAUAAGCCAAAUGUUACAUGAUUCAACUACUAUGAUCGAUGAGAAAAUAUGAUUAUUGUUAUAAAUUUAUUGUUAUCGUUGUUAUCGUUGUAUUGUUAAUUGUUGUUUAUACAACUUGAUUUUAUUUCUUGUAUAAUUAUAUUGUCAUUGUUAAUAUUA
Messenger RNA from Vespula vulgaris, 2239 nucleotides. RefSeq lists its product as uncharacterized. Lineage: Eukaryota; Metazoa; Arthropoda; Insecta; Hymenoptera; Vespidae. Bases 64 to 2034 code for a protein of 656 amino acids. Gene Ontology annotation, cellular component: plasma membrane. Gene Ontology annotation, molecular function: oxidoreductase activity; copper ion binding. The transcript is spliced from 11 exons. Gene Ontology annotation, biological process: iron ion transport. The record is from RefSeq and is a predicted model, not a curated record.